AUGCACACCGAGGACGAGUUUCGUUCCGAGGAUGCACAGUCAGGCGCCGCUGAGAGUUCUGACGAGGAGGAUGACCAACCGUUGGCACUGACGAACAUUCGUCGCAGAAGAGGCCAGGCUAACCUCCAGGGCCGCGAUCUUGGCGCUGAAAUCAAGAUCAGAAGGGGUAUGUCGAGAAAGGAUCGUGAGCGACUGAAGCUGGAAAAGGCACAUCCUCAGAUCAAAACCAUGUGGCAGGAUCUUGAGGCCAUUCCCAUCAUCAAGGGCGUCGCUGGCGUGCAACCACCUUCGAUCAACCGCAAGCUCAAGUCGUACCAGCUCGAAGGUGUCGAUUGGAUGAUCAAACAGGAGCAGUCCAACUACAAGGGAGGCCUUCUGGGUGAUGAGAUGGGCAUGGGAAAGACAAUCCAGGCCGUCUCUCUCAUUAUGUCCGACUACCCUCAAAAACAGCCGACUUUGGUUCUGGUUCCUCCAGUCGCUCUGAUGCAAUGGUCCCAGGAAAUUGGCGAGUACACUGAUGGAAAGCUCAAGGUCCUUGUAUACCACGGCACCAAUGCCAAGUCCAAGAACAUGACGGUUGGUGAGCUCAAGAAGUACGAUGUCAUCAUGAUCUCGUACAAUAGUCUUGAGUCUUUGCAUCGCAAGGAGAUCAAGGGAUGGACCCGCAACGGAGAUAUUGUCAAGGAGGCAUCACCCAUCCACGCUCUGACUUACCAUCGUUUGAUCUUGGAUGAAGCACACAGCAUCAAGACCAGAACCACCCAAGUCGCAAAAGCUUGCUUCGCACUCAAGGGCAAGUACAAGUGGUGUCUUUCUGGCACACCCGUGCAGAACAGAAUUGGCGAGUUCUUCUCUCUCCUUCGCUUCCUGGAGGUCAGACCUUUCGCAGACUACUUCUGCAAGAAGUGUCCCUGCUCUCUCCUGCACUGGUCUUUGGACGCUCAGCACAUGUGUACCGAAUGCAAGCAUACCGGCAUGGAGCACGUCUCCGUCUUCAACCAGGAGCUGCUCAACCCGAUUACUCAAUCCGAGGACUCGCAGCUGCGCUCAGAAGCCAUGGACAAGCUCUUCCUCAUCACAUCUCGUAUCAUGCUCCGCCGUAUGAAGCGCGAUUAUGUCAGCUCCAUGGAGCUUCCACCCAAGGAGGUCAUCGUGCACAACGAGUUCUUUGGAGAUAUCGAGCGCGACUUCUCUCAGAGCAUCAUGUCCAAUACUGCUCGCCAGUUUGAUACUUACGUCUCACGUGGUGUCAUGCUGAACAACUACGCCAACAUCUUCGGUCUCAUCAUGCAGAUGCGCCAAGUAUCCAACCAUCCAGACCUGAUCCUCAAGAGAAAGGCUGCCGAAGGUAUGAACGUGCUGGUCUGCAACAUUUGCGACGAGCCCGCCGAGGAACCUAUCCGUUCCAAGUGCAAGCACGACUUCUGCAGAACCUGCGUCAAGAACUACGCUCAGACGGUGGAGGAGGGUGCUGAUGAUGUCGACUGUCCUCGCUGCCACAUCCCGCUCUCGAUCGACUUCGAUAUGCCUGAGCUUGAGCAGAAUGAGGAGGCUGUCAAGAAGAACUCGAUCAUCAACCGCAUCAAGAUGGAGAACUGGACUUCGUCGACCAAGAUUGAGAUGCUCGUCUACGACCUUUACAAGCUCCGCAGCAAGAAGCAGACGCUGAAGUCGAUCGUCUUCUCGCAGUUCACAUCCAUGUUGCAGCUUAUUGAAUGGCGUCUUCGUCGUGCAGGUUUCAACACUGUGAUGCUUGACGGCAGCAUGACACCUCAGCAGCGCCAGAAGUCGAUCGAACACUUCAUGACGGACCCUGAUGUCGAGGUGUUCCUUGUGUCUCUCAAGGCUGGUGGUGUUGCUCUCAACCUGACUGAGGCUUCGCGUGUCUUUAUCGUUGAUCCUUGGUGGAACCCUGCGGCUGAAUGGCAGAGCGCAGACCGCUGCCACCGUAUCGGUCAGAGACGUCCUUGUGUCAUUACUCGACUUUGUAUCGAAGACUCGGUCGAAUCUCGUAUUGUCAUGUUGCAAGAGAAAAAGGCCAACAUGAUCAACGGCACGAUCAACAACGACAGGGUGGCUAUGGAGAAGCUUACGCCUGAGGACAUGCAGUUCUUGUUUCGUGGCAAUUAG
Messenger RNA from Aureobasidium namibiae CBS 147.97, 2130 nucleotides. RefSeq lists its product as uncharacterized. The record is from RefSeq and is a predicted model, not a curated record. NCBI's taxonomy places the organism in Eukaryota, Fungi, Ascomycota, Dothideomycetes, Dothideales, Saccotheciaceae. The transcript has a single exon. The coding region runs from base 1 to 2130 and encodes 709 amino acids. Gene Ontology annotation, molecular function: ATP binding; ATP-dependent chromatin remodeler activity; metal ion binding.